This is a messenger RNA of Schistosoma intercalatum, 194 nucleotides long. NCBI's taxonomy places the organism in Eukaryota, Metazoa, Platyhelminthes, Trematoda, Strigeidida, Schistosomatidae. The record is from the annotation of a GenBank genome assembly.
AUUCAACAGGAUUUCAUCGAAUGCAUAUUGUCUCUGUUGAUGAAACAGCAUUUUAUUUUGAUGAAAUAUUACAAGACCAAGAAGAGAUUAUUAUUACAAGUUAUCAUAAGAAUAUGUUUGGUUUAUCUGAAUUAGGUAAGUCUAUUAAAGUGACUUUAUUAACCGAAAAUGUAUCGACAUCUAAUUCUCAUUAG